Molecule: messenger RNA, 856 nt
Organism: Papilio xuthus (Asian swallowtail)
Lineage: Eukaryota; Metazoa; Arthropoda; Insecta; Lepidoptera; Papilionidae
Source: RefSeq, a predicted model, not a curated record
ACCGUCAAAGUCAAUACUCAAAACCCGAAACUUGAGAAUUCUGCAUGUCAUUCGUCAGACGCCUUUUUUUACAAUACUAUAUAACUCUGUUCUUUGUUAUUAGUUUUCCGCUCCUAAAAUGCUGAGUGUUAACAGUAACUUUCCUGAAUAUGCAGUCCCUGGGGCUAAACAGGUGAGGUUUGAGCCGUACGCAGAUAACGGCGGUAGCGUCGUAGCCAUCGCCGGUGAGGAUUACGCUGUAAUUGGUGCGGAUACACGCUUGAGCACCGGCUUCUCCAUUUAUACCAGGGAACAGAAGAAGCUGUUUAAACUGUCGGAGCGCACGGUGCUCGGCGCGACGGGAUGCUGGUGUGACACGCUCACACUGACGCGGCUGUUGCAAGCACGGAUGCAGAUGUAUGAACAUGAACACAACAAAGCCAUGACGACACCUGCCGUUGCGCAAAUGCUCUCCACGAUGUUGUACUACAAGCGUUUUUUUCCAUAUUAUGUGUCGAAUAUUCUAGCCGGGUUAGAUGCUGAUGGCAAAGGAUGCAUCUACAGCUAUGAUCCAAUCGGCCACUGUGAACGUUCAACUUACCGCGCCGGGGGCUCCGCCGGAGCUCAGCUGCAGCCUCUUCUCGACAAUCAAAUAGGGCUAAAGAAUAUGCAGAAUGUAUCAGAAGCUCCAGUCCCCAAAGAGAAGGCUCUAGCACUUCUGAAAGAUGUUUUCAUUAGUGCAGCAGAGAGAGAUAUUUACACUGGCGAUUGCAUUUACAUUAUAAUCAUAACAGCAAAUGGAAUACAGGAGGAGAAGUUUGAAUUACGUAAAGAUUAAAUGAUAUAAAAAUGUAUCUCAUUAAAACUUUUAUGAAUA